Anopheles arabiensis is the source of this 1705-nucleotide messenger RNA. Its product is annotated as girdin-like. Bases 130 to 1488 code for a protein of 452 amino acids. The transcript has 4 exons. NCBI's taxonomy places the organism in Eukaryota, Metazoa, Arthropoda, Insecta, Diptera, Culicidae. The record is from RefSeq and is a predicted model, not a curated record.
UCCAAUUGUUGCAUUAGUUCAAGUUAGAAUCAGGAAGGUGUCGGAAGGUUAUCAACGCAGUUUUGCAAAAUCCACUCAAAUUACCCAUUGCUCAAGACAUUCGUAGGAAAGUUAGCCAGUGUGUUGGAAAUGUCGAACAAAAGCAACAGCAGCAGCCCGAGUGCAUACACGGAUGGUGGCGAAUGUUCCUCCAGCGAGGACCCAGCAGCGAGUCAGCCAGGAGCCAUCUGCCAGGAGAUGAUGCUGCAAAUCCAGCAGAUGAUGCAGCAAGGUAAAACGGCGUCGUUGCUCCAAGUCGUGCAGCUAACGAUACAGCACGUCGAGCAACGGAAAGAAAUUUCCAAGCUGCAGCAAUCGCUCAAGAAAGCUCUGGAGGAGAGAGUGCAAACCAAACGGGACCUUAUCGUGCAGCACAACUUUAAAACCAACGUGAAAAAUCUCGAACGCCAGAAGCAGUCCGCUUCGUUGCGUUUGCGCGAGAAGCUGGAUACUGUCAAUGCCAUCAUUAAAUCGAACGACGAGAUGCGCGCCCAGCUGAAGGAAGAUGAUACGCUGGCUCGAUCGGAAGUGGACGAAAUUCUGAAGGUGCUAUCUGAUAUCACUCCGAAAGUCGCCGUCCUGCAGAACGCAAUCAAAAAGGGCGAAGCCAUCGUGAAAGAAGCCAGCCAGCAGCUGAGCAAUGCUGCGCUGGAAAAGGCCAAACUUCAGCAAGAAUGUCGCAACAAGGAUUACGAGAUAAGAUGCGCCGCAUCCAGCAUGGCCGAAUCGGUGCAGCAGCAGAAGGCCGAGCUUGCGGACCUGGUGCACGCCAUCCAGGAGAGUCUCGGUCAGCUGGAUCACGAACAGCAGUGCUUGAGCGAGCAGGAAAAACGGUGCGACCAGUUGCAAUCGGACCUGGCCGCAAUGCAGCAAAACUACGAACGCCAAAAAGAAGCCUGGGAGACCGAGAUGAAAAACAAAAUGCAGCACUUGGAGAAACAAAACCAGCUGCUGGACAAACAGUUCAACGAUAUGAAGUCGAAGGAUGCGGAGCACAUUGCAAGCUUAACGCGCACACUAGAGGAGGCGAUCCGCGAGGAGGAAGCAGCUAGAGAGCGCGUCGAGAUUUUGACUGCCAAAAAAAGCGAGCUGGAGAGCACUUUGCAAAACGUAAACCGCAACAAUGCGGAGCUGGAACGGGAGGUCGAAAGCUGCCAGCGCAAAAAGCAGCAAGAGCUGGAGCUUGUCCGCUUGAAGGAAACUGCCAAAGCGAACAAGGCGGCGGCGGCGGCGGCGAAGGAAGCUCCGGUUGCUAAGAAGCCGAAUCUUUUGCUGAGCGGAAGGCCGAAGCUUUUGAUGUUUUCCAAAACUGGUACCAAGGCGCAGGAGCAGCAGAAUACGAAGCCGGCGGCGGCUGCUGCUGCUGCUGAUCAAAACAUUACAAUUACCAGCGAUAGCGAUUUAUCCUGUUCUUUCCAAAACUCGGUUUACUUUGAUGGUAAAUACUAGAACGAGUUUACCAUCUUUAAAUAUUUGUUUUAUUGUAUUCUAUUAACAGCGCAUUAGAAUUCAAACGUAAUUCUACCGUUAGCAUUAAUACAUACCUAGAACUAUGUAGCGAAUUAAUUAUGCGAUUGCACACUACUGGCCGGAAGAGCACACCACCGAUUAUUGUAGGUGGUGUAAUGGAAUGAAGUAAAAUAAAUCAACAUGAACUGAACUGAAA